AUGAGUGUUACUGUUUACUCAACCCUCCGCUUCGAGCUCCUCUCGCUCAGUGUCAAUUUCCAACUUUUUCUUCUUCUUCGCAGAUUUUCAUUCCUCGAAUCUGAAUAUGUAAGUAAAAAAGUUUUAAAAAAUCCAUUUUUAUUGCUGUGAUCUGUUGUUUUCUUCUUUAAGACGAAGCAGUGUUGAGAGAGUGGCAGAGAGAACAAUGGCUCCAAAAGGACGUCUUAAAAAGAGGGGUAAUACAAGAAAGGAUGCUGCCAUUGAUGCUAUGAAACCAUAUGGAUUCCCUGUAAAAGUGGUUAAAGAAACCAUAAAGGAACUGCUAAAUGUUUAUGGGGAAGAUGGAUGGCCCUUCAUUGAAGAUUCUUCUUACAAGGUUUUGCUUGAAGCCAUACUUGAAAAGAGUGAUUCCAAGAAACCAGCUGCUGCUGAGAUCUCUAGUACCGGGACUGCCCUUGAACCCGCAUCAUCUGAUGUGAAUACAGAUGGCACAGAGUCCCACACCGGCCAUGGCUUGGACUGUGCAUCAAAUGCUAAUGAGGCUAUGUGCACAUUAAAACCGAGGGAUAAAUCCGAAGGCAAGCAUCUCUCACCGGUUGAAGCGGAAUGCUCCACUAAAAGCGAUGUUCAGUACCCUAGUAGCAGCGGCCACUUCACUCCACCACCACCACUACAAAUUGGAAACUUGACGGUGAAGCGCAGGCCUUACCAUGGCUGGAUUUGCAGUGACGACGAGGAAGAUCUCGUGGAGUUGAGACCAGGACCGAUAGCAGAAGAAAUGGAAAGUUUUCUUAGGAGUUUCACUAAGAACAAAAAAAGAUGGGAUAUGAAACCUGAUGAUAUGUGAAACUGUUUUAAG
Messenger RNA from Hibiscus syriacus, 859 nucleotides. RefSeq lists its product as uncharacterized. NCBI's taxonomy places the organism in Eukaryota, Viridiplantae, Streptophyta, Magnoliopsida, Malvales, Malvaceae. The record is from RefSeq and is a predicted model, not a curated record. The transcript is spliced from 5 exons. The coding region runs from base 206 to 847 and encodes 213 amino acids.